GUACAAAUCCAAGGUUUAUAGAGUUCAUCGGUUACCGAAAUGAGCUUUGCAUGCUCUCUAUGACACUCCAGGUACUUGAAACCAAGUUACGGGCGAUCCAGUCUGUUGAUCUGAAGAAAGACAAUUUGCGUGAUAGCCAAAAAUUUGCGCUGAUGUCAAGAGGAUAUUUUAAGUACAUCAAUUACAAUGGUUGAGGGACUGAAAACGAGUCUGGUACAAAAAAUGUGUCAAGACUUAAGGGAAGGAAGGACUGCUCCCAAAGCUCCUUUCUUAAGCAUUCUUAAUCAUGAUUUUCAACAAUCAGACAUCGAAAUAGAUAACAGCAGCAACGCUCUAGUUACACUAAAUGAAGUAAUUAUUACAUCAAAGAAGUUGCUGAGAAGAGAUCCAAAAUUUGCCAAGAUUAUAUUGGAAAACUUCGAAGAUAUGGAUGAAGAAGCGGAAACAAUCAUGAUAUUAGCCUUGAUCAGGGAAAGCAACAACUCAGACAGUGAAUGGAAGCAGUUCUUCGAGAAGGCAUCCCAAAGUGAAAUUAUAGUGGAUGAAGACCAAGUUGAAGAAUUAAGGGAAAUUCUUUUAUUUGGGCAGAUAAUAUUCUGAAUGCUUAUUCAAUCAAUAAUCCUUCCUUGGCCAUUGUACCACUUUAAAAAACGUGGUCGCUUCCUUGAAACGCCGACAAUUAAACAUUGCUUUUCUUCAAUGCAGAGGAAACUUUUGUCUUUUUUGCU
Mycotypha africana is the source of this 728-nucleotide messenger RNA. RefSeq lists its product as uncharacterized. Bases 187 to 600 code for a protein of 137 amino acids. The record is from RefSeq and is a predicted model, not a curated record. The transcript has 4 exons. NCBI's taxonomy places the organism in Eukaryota, Fungi, Mucoromycota, Mucoromycetes, Mucorales, Mycotyphaceae.